This is a messenger RNA of Melitaea cinxia (Glanville fritillary), 954 nucleotides long. Its product is annotated as putative nuclease HARBI1. The coding region runs from base 52 to 954 and encodes 300 amino acids. NCBI's taxonomy places the organism in Eukaryota, Metazoa, Arthropoda, Insecta, Lepidoptera, Nymphalidae. The record is from RefSeq and is a predicted model, not a curated record. The transcript has 2 exons.
UGCGCGGCAUGUCCUAGACACGCUGUGCUCUCAGUUUGCAUUCGAUCCAAAAUGAAAGCGGCCGCGUGUGUUGUAGCUCUACUUAUUAUUCGAAAAUUACGCAGAAGGAAGAGACUGAAAAAAACAAGGCAAUGCUGGAUACGACCACUUUUCCAACAGAGGGUAAAGAAUUUGAAAGUGAUUAAUUAUGAAAUCCACUAUCGAACAACACAGUUUUUAAGAUUGACCUUGGAAGAAUUUGAACAUAUACAUACACUGGUGGAACCAUUUAUUAAAAAAACUGAUACACACUGGCGUGUAGCAAUAACGACGAAAGAGAGACUCGCAAUAACUUUGCGAUAUUUGGCCACAGGAGACUCAUAUACUAGUCUACAAUAUAUAUUUCACGUGUCAAAGCAAACAAUCUCAAAAAUAGUCCCAGAGGUGUGCGAUGCCCUAGUGAAAGCUCUGAAGGAUGUGAUAAAGUUACCAGUAUCGGAACAAGAUUGGAAGAUAGUCUCUAAAGAAUUCGAGGAAAAAUGGAAUUUCCCACAUGUCAUCGGUGCUUUGGACGGAAAACAUAUAACUAUUCAGGCUCCUUUUAGAAGCGGCACCGAGUAUUACAAUUAUAAAAAAUAUUUUAGUAUUGUACUUUUAGCAUUAGUAGACUCAAAUUACAAUUUUAUGUACGUUAACGUUGGAAGUCAAGGUCGAAUAUCAGAUGGAGGCGUUUUUAAACAUUGUGAAUUGUACCGAAAGUUAGAAAAUAAUCAACUUAAUGUACCAGCACCAGAAAUUUUAAAUAUACCCUACACAACAAAAGUACCCUAUGUCAUAUUAGGAGAUCAAGCUUUUGCUUUAACUAAAUAUAUGUUGACACCUUUUGCAGGAAUUCAUUCAAAAGGGUCUAAAGAACGGAUUUUUAACUACAGACUAUCGAGAGCACGUAGAGUAGUUGAAAAUGCGGCUGUGUGA